Messenger RNA from Phymastichus coffea, 1550 nucleotides. RefSeq names its product pyridine nucleotide-disulfide oxidoreductase domain-containing protein 1 (gene Pyroxd1). Gene Ontology annotation, molecular function: flavin adenine dinucleotide binding; oxidoreductase activity. The coding region runs from base 1 to 1404 and encodes 467 amino acids. Lineage: Eukaryota; Metazoa; Arthropoda; Insecta; Hymenoptera; Eulophidae. The record is from RefSeq and is a predicted model, not a curated record. The transcript has a single exon.
AUGGAAGCUACUUUUGUAGUAAUUGGAGGUGGUAUUGCUGGAGUAUCUUGUGCUGAAAGUAUAGCUUUUCUAGCUCCAGAAGAAAAUGUAAUUUUAAUAUCAGCUAGUCCACUGAUAAAAGCAGCUACAAAUAUAAUUGCAUUUGGAAAAACCCUAACACAGUUUGAUGUAGAAGAGCGCUCCACUAAUUCUUUAACUGAAGUAUUUUCAUCAGUAAUGGUUUUCAACGAUAUUGUAACAAAAGUUGAUAAAAGUAGCAAAACUGUUUUCACGGAAAAUGGAAAAAUAAUAUCUUAUAAAAAAUUAUGUAUUUGUACUGGAGCUAGACCAAAGCUCAUUUGUGAAAAUAAUAGUAGAGUCAUUGGAAUUCGUGACACAGAAUCAGUAGAAACUUUUGUUGAAAAAUUGAAAGGCUCGAAAAGGAUUAUAGUUGUAGGUAAUGGUGGUAUUGCUACUGAGCUGGUUCAUGAAUUAAAUGGUAUUGAUGUAGUUUGGGUCAUAAAAGAUAAACACAUUUCAGCGACGUUUAUUGAUCCAGGAGCAGCAGAAUUUUUUCAAGAAAGGUUACUGAAAAAGGAAAAUGAUACUGAUAACCAACCUGUGAAGCGCAUGAAAUAUACAAUUACAAAUGAUAACUCUAUAAAGGGAGGACCAGCACUAGGACCUGAUUGGCAUGAUAAUUUUAAAUUUAAAAAAGGCAAUGCUUUAUCAACUGUUCAAGUAGAGUAUGAAUCUGAAAUAGUUAAAAUUAUGGAUACUUUAGAAACAUCUGACCAAGAAAAUGAAAAUUGGCCUGUGUAUGCUCAAUUAACUACUGGUAAAAUAAUUGGAUGUGAUCUUAUUGUUUCUGCAACUGGUGUUGUACCAAACAGUAAUAUGAUUGGAUUGGAAAGCUUGAAUCAAGAUAAAGAUGGAGGAUAUAUUGUAGACUGGAAAUUAGAAACAUCAGAACCAGAAAUCUUUGCUGCUGGAGAUGUGUGUUCUGUUGGAUGGGAAAUCGCUCCGCGUUGGUUUCAAAUGAGACUUUGGACGCAAGCUCAUCAAAUGGGCAAAUAUGCCGCAAAAAGCAUGGUUUCUACAUUAAAGAAGGAGGAAUUUUUCCAAGACUUUUGUUUUGAGCUGUUUACGCAUGUCACCAAGUUUUUUGGCUAUAAAGUUGUGUUACUCGGUUUGUACAAUGGACAGAAGUUAGAAAAAGAUUAUGAGAUUUUAUUAAGAGUCACCAAAGGACAAGAAUAUGUCAAACUUGUAGUCAAGAAUGGAAAAAUGCAAGGCGCAGUUCUUAUUGGUGAAACAGACUUAGAGGAAAUGUGUGAAAAUUUAAUAUUAAAUCAGUUAGAUAUAAGUAUGUAUGGUGAGGAUUUGCUGAACCCAGAUAUAGACAUUGAAGAUUAUUUUGAUUGAUUCAGCAUACUCACUAAUUUUGUAAAAUGAAUCUUUACAUUUUACGCAAUAAAAAUCAAUAAGUAGUAUAUUCGACAAAAUCAAUCUUACAUUUGUGCUUAAAUUUUGGAAUCAAUUUUUUUACUCAUUGUAUAAAGGUCUAAAAC